Porites lobata is the source of this 22733-nucleotide messenger RNA. Lineage: Eukaryota; Metazoa; Cnidaria; Anthozoa; Scleractinia; Poritidae. The record is from the annotation of a GenBank genome assembly.
CCAAAAUAUAUCACUGGCUGAUCGUUCACUGGAUUAUCGUUUAAAAUAUUACCGUGCUUAGAACGUUUCGCCUGUUCGUUUCUGCUACAUCUGUAUGUUAAGAAUUUCUGCAUAAAUUAAGGGCUUUAAAUUUUAAUUCGAAGUCACGCCAUUGUCUAAAGCUUCAUUUCCGAUAGAGCGAAACGAGGACAGCGAAGAUGGCGUCCGCUCAUAGAGAAUUUACGAUGUAUGUUCAAGACAUACCACCGGAUUUAGAUCAGCUAUUGAAAUAUGUGGCCAGUGAAUUGGAAAAGGAAGAACUAGAGUCAGUGGUAAAGUCAAUCAAGAACACCUUCAAGGGAAAGUUCGAAGAGCAGCAAGAUGAGGAUUUGUAUUCAUGUUUUCUUCUAUUUGCCAGCCAAGGGCUUUUGUCUGGCAAAAAUUUGACGCUGUUGGAGAGGUUUGUAGCUUCUAAGAUAUCGAAAAGUAAGGAGAUCAAGCAAAGGAUCGAACAGUUUAAAGCAAAGAGCCAAGAGGUAAGCUUUUAUAAGUACGCCAGAAUACUAGGACAUGAUCACGAGGAAGCUGAACUGUAAAAACUUUUCGAUCAAUCGCGAACAGUAGCUAGCAGUCUAAAGGGGGCGGCUAUAUGCAGGCUUUGAAUGGUCGGACAUAGCCUUCUUCCAGGGGUUCGAUCAGAUAAUAGAGUGCGGGGUUCAGAAUGUGAGGAGCGAGUUAAAUCGUACGUGGGGAAAACGAUGGAAAAAAACGACGGGAAACUUUUUCCUCGCAAACUGAUUUCUUCGCGCGCGCAUUACUAUCUAAACGCCCGGAACAGGCUAAAUAACCGGGCACUUUUGGCAAUGAUCUUUGGCAAUUAGGAUAGCUAUUUCUUUCGUAGCUCUAUUACGGUCAGCGAGGCUGAAUCUGAUCACGAUUUAUGCUUGCAGAAUGUUUGCCGACGUAGUCCAGACCUUUUUACACACGAAGAUUUCGGUAGCCUUCACCGCGUACGUUGUCCUCGCUGUAUAACGAAUUAAUUUCUCUAAUUAAAGAAUUGUCGGAAAGUCUAUUAGGCGACGAGACUGAAUAGCAAUAUGACUAAUUUCACUACAAAAUUUUACCAAAUUUAGCCAGGAGGAAAGUUGGACAUAAAAUCACAAAAACUGUUUGUUAUGUUUUAUACCAUUCUUUGGCCGAUUUGAAUUGAUUUUACUUGAUUUAGGUCAUUGACACAGUCACACUUCAUUUUCUGGCGUUGUUGGGGACAGAUUGUUGUCGAUAACGUUUAGUCAUGGACAAAGUUACUCGAAAUAAAUGAAAGGCAUGUUUAAGUGCAAUUUUUCAGUUUCAAUACUGACAAACCUCCGUUGGUGCUCUUAGGUUUACUACUCAAUCAAGCAUUACCCGGGCUCCUUAAUAACUAUCGGUUGUCAACCUUGCAUCUGAAGAUUGCUAAGCAAGAGGCGUUGCCAAGGCUUGUUAUUCUUAGAUAGAAGCCGAGCAUUAUUAUAUCUACGAAAUAUUAUUAGUCCAUGGAACAAAGCCUGUGGAUGAGUUUCUAGUUGAGACAUAUUCUUAGGGAAAAGUUGAAGAAAAACACUUUUAUAGAUAGUCAAACUUAGUUGAAACGUCGCCAUUUAGUUGUUACAGCAGGAAGUGAGUGGUGCGCGUCUUCAGCAUCUUGGCCGAGUUUAGAUCAUUUUUUGGCACUGUGCAAAUAACUGACAGAGAAAUAAAGUCUUUUAAUAUCUAUCUCAUUAUUGUAAAACAUUUGCGGUACUCUUCAGAUAUUUAACUUAUCAGUGUGUCAAUCCUUGUCACCAGGAGGUACUCCUAACUAAAGAGGAGCUCAAGGGAAGGCAGAAGGACUUGGAGGACGUUAUGACAAGGCUAAUGGGGAGCAAGCCGGCGAUCGUUAAUUUGUUUGGAUCAAGUGGAGAAGGAAAAACGACUCUGGGUAAAGAAAUCUGCCAAAAGUGGCCAGGGAAACAUCACAUUUGGGUCGAUUUAAGGGAGGUAACGGAAAUGAAAGACGUCUACUUUCAUAUCAUGCUCGCAUUGGACACCAAUAAAACAAUAAUCACAUAUGAUGAAAAUCCAGUCAUUGAACAACUGCGAACGUUAAGGGAGGAGGAGCGGGGCGAUGUACUCUUGGUCCUUGACAACGUAGACAACUUUUCUGGAGGAGAUGAAGAAGCUGAGGGGUUGAGAACGGACUUCAUGGUUUUCCUAGGUAGGCUUUUUUCUAAGAAGGACGGCAAAGAGAAGGCACAGAUAAAGGUCCUGCUGAUAUCUAGAAGAAGUUUUCGAAGUGAUGGACAAAGGCAGGAAUGUAAAAAGAAAGAGCAGAGUCUCGAUGAAAUCACGGAGUACAAGGAACUUGAAAUUUUAGAGAAAAAAAUUUCCAUGGAGAUUUUUCAAAAGGCCAGUGGAAUUACCCUAACAGCAAACAUUGAAAUGGAGCAACUUGUUGAGAUGUGUAAGAGAAAACCUCUCCUUCUGCAUGGUAUGGCCGCCAUUCUCAGGCAAGAGAUAGCCGAUACUGAAAAACUUCUCAAAGCAAUUGAACAGGGCUUAACCGAGGCAGAAAAUGAAGAAAGAGCAGCCCCAACGACAGAGGAGAGCUUAGAUGACAGAAACGUUUGGGACUUUCGUGCUGAAGGCAUUGACGAAAGGCAGCUGUCAUGCAUAAGGAAGAUGUUCUUUCUGCUUCCAAGUGACACCCUCAGAUACUCUGCAGUGGCCGUGUCCUUAUUUUGUCGACCAUUUUCAGUAGAAGCAGCUGCUUUUGUUCUUGAUAAAGACACUGCAGAGGCGGUCAUCCUUCUGGAGGGAUUAAGGAACAGCGAGCUUCUGUCUGCUGAUCCCGAAGCGAAGGAGGUUGUCUAUGAUAUCCAUCCCUUGAUACGAAGCUUUAUCAGAAGUGUUGGCAGCAGCCCUGUUUUCAAGGAUAUCUAUUUGAAAGCCGAACGCAGAUUUUGCGAUCUUUACAUGGAGAAGAUGAAAGACAUAGCUUUAAUAAUGGACAAGGACUUUUUGAGUGCUUUCGAUCAGUUUGAUCUGGACAAACCUAACUUUGAGCUUGCUUUGGAUAUUUCUUUCAAUCUGGACUACCUCCAUAUUUCAAACAAAUAUAAGGAAAGUAUCAUGAUGUGUUAUCUCUUUGAAGCCAUGUUCGAUGCUAGCCAAAGACAAAAGAUUUUCAAUUCAUGGGCAGAAGUAGCUUUGGACGAUGGCAAGGAAGGUAAGAGAAAGUCAACUGGUUUGCAGUGUGACAAUUUAUUUCAUUUUAUUUUAUUUUUGGAAAUUUUAUUGACUACUUGCCAGCCAUACCAAGGGCAUGAGUAAACGAUCCUAACGGAUUACGUAUUACUGUAGUUGCUGAGAAGGCAAGAAUAAUAUAUAUUCUGUGGAGAUAUUCUCCAAAUUUUUCGUCCUCAAAUGAGGGAACAAAACUCGCAAUCUUGAAUUAUUCCUUUUAUUUUCGUAGGCUCAUUAUUUCGCGCGGCAAUGAAAUGCCAAGAGACACUGCAAGUUCUUGAAAUACAAGGAUGGCGCAAUGCAAAAGAUGUACUGAGGUCCGCAGAAAAUUCGCUGAACAGAGUUUGCAAGGAAUACAAGAACAGUGAACUUUACAGACUCGCUAGGAGUUCGUUUCUCUAUGCUGAGGGAGAGAUCAAUUACAGGAAAGAAAAUAUAUCAAUUGCACUUAAAAGUUUGUCGGAUUCUCUAGGAAUUUUGGAAGAGAUCCUGAAAAACCACACUAGCACUACAAGAUGUUUAAACGCAAUUGGAAAUUGCCACAACCACGUUGGCAACUUCGAGGAAGCAUUGAAGUUCUAUAAAAGAGCGUACGAGAUGAGAAAGACGAUCUCAGGUUCGAAGAAUCAUUUGGAUCUGCCGUUGUUCGUUGGUCAAAUUGGAACAGUUUAUGAUGGUCUCAAACAAUAUGAAAAAGCCAUUACAUGCUAUGGAGAGGCCAUAGAACUAUAUAAAGAACUAAAACGCUCGGGUAUCCUUCAUUUAGCCCUUUUUUACAGAAACAUCGCAAAUUCAUACGCUUUGCAAAAAGAUUUUGAAAAAGCUUACAAGUGGGCAAUGGCUGCGUACGAGAUGAGAAAAAACAUUUUGGGCAACCAUCCCCACACGGCAAGAAGUGCUUUUCAAGUGGGAGAAAUUUGUAAGGCUCUAGAGGAAUAUGAUGAAGCUGAAGAGUUUUUGGCCGAGGCAUGGCAACUUGAGAAAUCUCUUGGAAAUGCCAACCAUAGUGCUGUGAGGGACAGAAUCGUGAAGAGCUAUGAAGCAAUCCUCCAAGGGGAAACCAAGAAACAGUUUCAAAGAGAGGCCUUGGAAUUUUAUCAACGUUUCUGGGAUGAAGAAGCAGAGUUCACCUACGCGAACAAAUCUGUCAUUGACGAGAUAAACAAACGUCUAGCUAAUUCUGGAGACCGGAAGAUGAUUCGGAAGUAUGAGGAAGAGGCCCUGAAGUUUUAUGAGGAGGCUUGGAAUUCACCAGACCUUCAGCAACAGCCCGAUUAUCAGAGAGAAGAUAUCCUGCAAAAUGUCUUACACCUCUCGAAAUCACUUCGCAAGAAAGAAAUGCACACAAAAUAUCAACAGGAGGCUCUUAAAUUUUACGAGAGGCAACUGCUGGAGAAGACAAGUAUGACAUCACAGGACAGAAAAGACCUUCUUUACCGACUGCAACACCUAGCUAAGUCGCAGGAUGAUAAAGAAAAGGAGUGCAAGUACAAGGAAUUGUACGAGGUAAGCUCGAUGGUUUAUCUUUAGAGCGGUAUUUGGAUGAUCACAACAGGGAAGGUAACAUUCGAUUUUAGAUUACUUUAGUAUGCGAAAAGACUUCUUACUUGUGAAGGGAGAACCUUUUUUCUAGCCCCAAGAUGCCAGUCUAACUUUGUAUUCAUCUCAUAUACACACAUGUUAGUCUCCAAGUUAGACUGUAAGCACACGGUUUUAUAGCACUAAGACUAGUGUUGUCCUUGAGGAAUAGUUCUCUCUAUAUACCCGUAAUUAUAACGGGAACGAAAGAGAGUGAAAGAGGUUCCUGGUGCGCACGCUGCUUACCCAAAUCAUGCGCCUUAAAAUUUCGAGGAGUGGGUACUCUGUUUUAUGUACAAUAUACAAUGUGCCCCAGAGAGCACUGGUGCUAUUUGAGCCCUUUUGGUCUGAAACCGAUAAUAGAUUUUAACCAUCUGGGUCUAUUAUAUAGUAGAAGAGUAAAUUAGACCCUGUGGAGGAUACACCAUCUACAAAGUGUACUGGUUCAUAGUCCGAGCUAAAAUGACUGUCACUGAUAUUUUGCCAGAUACUUAUUAUCAGUCAAGUCAUAAUAAGUAUGCAACAAGUUUCUCUAUACUUAGCAUUCUUUAAAUAGAUAACCUUAAUGACCACUAAAUCUUAACAUCCCAAAAUUCAACUGAUUGUAUGGCACGGACAUGUGUACAUUGACCCACUUCAAUUCAACUAGUCAAACUAGUUUUAAUUUAGGAUAUCAUGUGAAAGGGGUACCUACUAUGGACCUCAACUGGAUGGUAGGUAAAUGCGCCAACCAAAGAGUUAACUCAAUGUUUCGUAGCUUCCGUGGCAGGCAACCAAAGAGGACGUAAAGGGGAAAAGGAAUCUCUUGAUUCCUUUGUCCUUUCGUUCGCUCCCGACGUCCCCCAUACCUUUUUCUUCCGUCCACAAUCACUAGCAUUUCUAUGACUCAGGAAAAAGUUAACCCCCCCUUGCACAACCAGUCGUCGAAAAAUAAAACUAAAAUAAGUAAAUGUAUCAACGGCAGAUACAAACAAAAGUUAGUAAGUUAUCUUAAAUAAAAACAUAUCUUAAUUAAGAAUUUUAAAAUUAAACGAGUGAUCUUCCACCUAGCUAAUGUCCUUCCAUUAUUUUUUAUAGUUACAUGUAAAGGCCCAACUAACAACCGCUGUAGAAGUCAUUAAGGCCCCGGUAAGAGACCAAGAACUGCAACCUAGCGGCAUUUCCAAUUCAGGGGUUUAUGAAAGAAAUGAUACUUCAAAACUGAAGGUUGAACCACCGUUUUACAUACGCAGCACUCCCGAAAUAUCAGGGACACCACAAGGCUCGAUUUUCACCACUCUCUCGGAUUCAGUCCUAUCCCCACCCAUAACGUCGGGCGUGGGCUCAUUUUCCGAACGGCAGCCACGGAUAUUACCGAUUGCUAGGCCGAUCACGCCACCAUUACGACAUACACCGAAAAGUUCAGGUAAGAAACUGACUUUUAUUUAAAAACGAAGUAAAUCGUAAAAUGUACAUUUAUUUGCCAGUUAAACACUCACAUCAGUUCCGUAGAGCAAAGGGGACACCUUAAUAUAAUUGUAUUUAAUUUAUUCAUAUUAUAUCUUGAUAAACGUAAAAAUACCGGAAUAAUCUAGAAACCCCUCACAACCUGCAUUCAGAAACUUUAUAUAUUGCCAUUUGAUAAAAGAUUGGGGUACUUACAGAUAGACGCAACAACUCCCAACAACAUGUAACAGGGUGUUCAAACGGAUGCAGCAUGUAACAUCCAACCACGUUGGGAGUUGCUGGCCAACAAUGUUGCGUUCGUUUGCACGGGGCUUAAGAAGCACAUAACUUGACCCUCCUAGAAGUUAGGACUAGUGUGGCCAAGAAUUCAUUCAUUCAAGUUUUCAGCAGUUAGGAGCUGAAACGAACUCCCGAGAGAUAUCAAUGAAGCUCAGUCGAUCAUUGCAUUUUUCGCUGAAACUGAUGAAAACGUGGUCUUAACAUUUGUUAUUGGUAAUAAACAUAAUCACUGUAAAUAUAUAAUAUAUAUCACCUAUCUGUCUGUCUGUCUGUCUGUCUGUCUGUCUAUCUGUCUGUCUGUCCAUCUAUCUAUCUAUCUAUCUAUCUAUCUAUCUAUCUAUCUAUCUAUCUAUCUAUCUAUCUAGCUCUUCACGUCACGUUCGAUGCAAUUUUGGUAUCAGAGGAUGAAGAUUAUGAGAUUUCAGAGACAGUUUCUUUUAAAGGUAACAGUUACUUUGUUGACUUUCUAUUCCAAGUUUAUUUCAGAGUAAAUGCCUAGUUCUGAUUUAGAGGUUAACUUAUCCAAAGUAUCUUGGCUUGAAAUCAGAAAUUUAAGCCGACUUUAAAACAUCUCGGCUUAACUCUUUAACUCCCGAUAGUUUAGUAUUUUUCAGAAAAAUUUGGACUCUUAUCCAUAAAGCUAAGACAAUGGAACCUCUGGACAUCAAUAAACGUGAUGAACUGUAAAUAUAUAGAGCAUAUCUUUUGUUUUUUUGUUAUCUUGUCUUUUUAAAGUAGCCACACCAUACCACGUCAUAUUAUGUAAUUUCCGGUCAUUAUUUUACUUCAUUUAUAUUUCUGUAAAUUCGUGAUAUCUCAGUAAACCUGAUGAAGACUGGGAUUGGCCAGUGGAAAUAUCGCAACCAAACUCUAUUUCGCAUUGUUUGGUCAGUCCCUGCAAAAGUCUUCUAGACUGUAACGUUUUCAAUUUGAUAUAUUUUGACUGAUCACGAUCUUUCUGGAUCCGACGUUGAGCAAGAUUGAUCGUAAACGGUUUUUGCAGUGGUUUUUUUUACCUUAAUUCAACAUCCUAAAGAACAUUGUAACAAAAUGUCUUUGUCCAUUGUUAGGGUCUCUUUUAGGGGUCAAAAAACGGUUUGGCCACGCCCAGAUUGUCCUCCUUUUGGGCUUUAAUUCAAAAUCUCCGACGGGCAUCUCCUCCCCUUUCACAUGGGAGUACUCCCCACCACCAGACGCGACUUAUUAAUUACUUCAUUAUUAAUUUUAAAUGAAUCUCUUUCGUACUUCUGGUAUAAGCAUUUCAGUGUUUCUUCCAAUAGACCGAGAUGUGUCUGGCAAGAACAAAAGUUCUCAGCUACAGACGGAGAAUCUCGCACGUAUCAUCACUAGUGAAGGCGGCGUAGUUUCUGGGGAGGAUGUCCUUUUGAAGAUUCCCCCUGAAGCAGUUGGCCGGCCGGUGUAUAUACAGGUGACGAAGGAAGAUGCUUCCAAAUACUAUGGUCCAAUACUUCAAAAGGAUCUCGAGAAUGAUGUCAGAGUUUGUGCACCCAUCUUAAGGCUUCAACCCAGCGGCUAUCGGUUCAUAAAACCUGUGAAGUUGUCAGCCACUUACAGAAUUAAUGAUUGCAAGGGUGAAGAUUUUCUUAUUUUGCAUGGCACGGAAAAAAGGGACGGAAAGAUCACUUGGCACGAUGUGACUCAAAAUUCAAGUAUAGAGAGAACUUUUACAAGUGUAGUGGUAACCACUGAGAUUAGAGGUUUCUCAAUGAUUGCAGCUUUGUUGAGAUUGUCUGUGAUCCGCACUAAAGACAUCGUAACAAGACUUAAUUUGUUUGCAUUCAGCUACACGAUGGCAGCGUUGGUAAGUGCGCAGAAAAAUGAACUUGUUCUUCUGUUCGUGAGCCAAGACGUCUACAACGAAACUUUCUACAGAAAUCACGAGAGCUCUGCUUUGGUGCAGUUGAAGGCUCAGGGAUUCACAGAAGUCCAAGUGCGUUCCAUCGGUGAACAGGAUGAAAAGCGCAUCUACAACAGUGAGAGCCUUCAAGUUUCUAUUUGCCUUGGGGAAGACUAUAAAUUUCUUGACAGUGAAAGUUGUAAUUUUCAUUUUACUGUCGAGUCAUAUGUCUGGUGGAACACUGGACACGUUAUUAAACUUCAGCUUGAAAACACAAAAGAUAUCAGAAUUCUGUGCGGAAAGAUCAGUGUAACAGGACAAUACGGGCAUAGAAGCGAGAGGCAUUUCUGCGAAUCGGGUAAGUAAUUUCAAUACUUACUUUUCUUUAAACGAAGUCGGCAACGACAAUGAUUUAAUAAUCAUUACAAUUAGUAAUUACCGUCUGAGUGAUGACGGUAACGAUAAAGACAAUGAUUAUCCGUCCAUGUCCAUAUCUUCAUCAUCACCAUUUCAAGUCUCCUUGGGCAAUAUCGCGCCACACACUAACAAAACUGUCCACAACUGUCCAAAACUGUGAAAAAAUGAGGAGUAGUCUAUCUUUCAUAGCUUUUGUGGUAGCAGCGUGAAUCUUCGUUACUUUGCGCCAAUUCGGUUAUCAUACAAUAUGCAAAUGAGGACAUGUGACCCAUCACAACUAACAAAGCUGUUUAUUAAAAUGGGUACUCUUUUUCUUGUGUCCUUAUUUGUUUUUCUAAUAGCAAAAAUUUAAGGCCAUUAGGUAUAUCAUGUCUGUGCUUAAAAUGUUAAAAUAUUGUAAAGGAAGGGUGGGUACUAGUCAAAAAAUCCGUUUAACUAAAAAAGCAGGUACAAAAGUAAUGAGUAUGAAAUGUUGCAAAUGUCUUUAUAUUGUAAGUUGUCCUAUACCAAUUAAGUACGCGCUCUCAUUGGUUACUUCGAGGUCACAUGACAUCUAACAAUGAAACUGUUUCCCGCCAAAAUCUCUGAGCGGGCAGCAUUGCAAAAUCUAUGACGUCAGAGGGUAACAGUGCACUGUUACCUGCGAAUGUUAGCCGACGACCGCCAUUUAUAGCUUUACGAUAAGUACUUACGAACAUGGAUCACCCCCUCAGUUUUCAACGAAACUAGUUUUUGACCCACGCCUUAAUUUACUUGAGAUUGAGGUCAACGUUCCAAAAAAACAACGCGGUCCCUUCACGUAACAUUCAUAUGACAGACGUCAAGCAAGUGAUACACGGAUACCAACUCACGGAAAUCCACGGCCUGGACAGUACCUAACGCAUGCGCACAGCAAUAUCACUCGGGUAGUGGCAGCCAUGGCCUACUUUUUCGCCCUUAAUAGCUAAGGGCUCAUCAGCAUACCAUAGCCGUGUGAUAUCACAUAGCUGUUUCAUAUGGCUGAUAUGGCCGUUUGGUAUGUUUUGCAUGCGUCAUGCGCAAGGUAGUGGCUAGGCCUUGGGUUGGUAUCCGUGUGUCACUUACUUUAAAAUUGUGAAUGAAUUUGUCUGUUACUGAAUUCGAGUGAAUAAGCCAUCGACUUGAGAUUCGUUCUGUAACUAACGACCCACUGCGACCCACCUCAAUAGUGCGAAUAGCCUGCUAGUAAGAUACUAGAGGUGGAGGUACGCGGAGAGAAAUAGCUUCCUAGCUCUCUCCCCCCCCCCCCCCCCCCCCCAAACACACACACACACCUCCGCCCAUGAGAACUUGCUAAGAAGCUAGGAUCAGGGCCCAGUUGUUCGAAAGGUGGAUAACGCUAUCCAGUGGAUAACGGAAUUGAUUUCUCUAAUACUUCUCUACUGGAUAGGGAUUUAUUCGGUGGGUAGCGCUAUCCAGCGUUUGAACAACCGGAGCCAGAAGUGUUGUGAAUCCAGAUAAGGUAUAUGAUCCUGUGCCAAAAAUUAAAUAGUUCAAACAAGGCCUAUCUGCAUGGAGAAAUGCAUGGGAAAUUAAGGCACGUUUGCAAAGUCAAGUAAAUAAUUGCACAAUAUGCUGCUUUUAUUUCUUACUUCUAGAAUUUAUAAUAUUUAUUGUUCCAGAUCUGAAUGGAUAUGUGAUGGAACUAAUGGGAGCAAAGGGUGAAAUUUGUAACUUCCUACCGAUUGCCCACAAGUUAAUGAUGCCUAAAAGGCUAGUUGAUCAAGUUCUGAGGUCCUGGAAGAACGAAGACCAACAGCUGGAGUUAAUGCUGCAAUACUGGAUGAAUGAAAACGAAGUUUUGGACGAUCAUCAGGCUUUAAGAAAAGAUCUUGAAGGUCUACAGCACGGUUAGUUGGCCUAAACUUAGUUUCUUCUUUAUAUGCUUGUUAAUUGAUUGUUUAAGUCUUCUCUAACCUGAGAUCAGGCCCAGUUUGAGCGGUUCUCAUACAUUCUCUCUAACGGCUGAUCCAAACUCAUUCACGUGUGUGCUCGUUACGGCCAGAUUUUGGCCGUAACGCUGAUUGGCUGUUAGAACAAUGCCACAAGAUCUGAUUGGCUGUCGGAAACGCCGGAAGUUGAAAGCGCUUAUUCCUCGCGUAGUUAUUUUCGUGAAUGAUCCGUCGUCGUCGGAGAGAAGGAUCGAUUUUGCUGUCUUUUUUAUUGUUUUAUGAUCUUAUGGUAGAAAAAUAUGCCUUAAUAUGUGCCAUGGAAAUUCAGAAAAUUCAUAUGGUUGUUCAUAUCUUCUCAGGAUUUGCUUUAUUUACGGAAAGUGAGUGAAAAUCGGGGGAAAUUGCCGAGGAAAAUAUUAAGGUGACUCGACCCAGUUUAUUUGGGGGGAUACCAUCCUACUUUGAAGCUCUCUGGUAUGCCCGCCUUUACUUUUAUCGUAAGUCUAACACAUAGAAUGCAUAACAUAUAGAUCAAUCUACAAUAUAACACAAAAGUUUUGGCGAUCGGAGUAAAUGUCACGUGGUUAUAAUGCCACGCCCCUUUGAGGUCUGAGUCGAAAAUCUGCUGUGGCCGGACUUUUUUCGUGAAAAUCUCUCGGCUACACAUAGUGCGCAUUAGUGCCUUGAGCUGAACAGAGUUUCACCAAAAUGGCAGAGACCCAAUUCGAGAAAUUCAGUGGUUUCCAAAUUUAGGUAAAUAACAACUUAACUUAACGUUAUUAUUCCAUCGCUCAUAUAGUACAAAUUCAGUAAAGCCAAAGCCGGGGGCUUAUACGGCCUGUGGUCAGAAUGACAGAAAUUAUUUUACAUAGAAAUGAAGACUGUAGGCUAAACUACAAAACUAAAACAAGAUACAAAACUGAAAUUAAAUAAGUUUACAUGCAUGCAGUCCUAUAACAGUCCUAUAACAGUCCAUAACUAGUGACAAAUAAACUAACAAUAAACUAUGAGAAUCCUGCGCUACUUCAAUUUAGGCUUAAAAAGUGAAGUUUUACUUUCUUUUUGAAGUUAGUAGUGGUAAGGCUGUCACGGACAGUCAAGGGGACAUCGUUCCAAAUAGUCGGGGCUUGAGAACUAAUCGCAAAUUGAUACCUGAGGGACAUUUUAUGCAAGUUGAAACGAGAACGAGUUAGAUAAUCAUGAAAAUCACGAUUAAAGUGGAGGAGGGAGGAAAGAGAGGCAGGUAAAAGGCGAUUAAAUUGUGACAAUACAAAACAAGAAACAUGAAAUUUAUAAAGUGAAUGGAGAGAAAGAAUAUUAAGCUUCGAGAAAACAGGCUUAGAACGAGUUCUUGGGGGAGAAAAGGUGAUAAUUCGAAUGGCUUUCUUUUGGAGUAGAUAGAGGGGUUCAAGGAAGGAGGCAUAUGUAGCUGCCCAGAUGAGGUUACAAUAGUUGAUAUAAGGUAGAAAGAGGGAAUUAUAUAAGGUUUUUAUAGUGACCGAAGGUAAGUAUUGUCUCGAUUUCGACAAAAUUCCUAUAACCUUAGCGACUUUAUCGUAGAUGGACGUGUUGUGCGGUUUCCAUGAAAGGUUUUCGUGAAUAAUUAUUCCAAGAAAUUUAUGUUCCUGUACCUGCGCUAUAAGGGUGUUAUUUAUUAAGAUGUUUAAUUCUGAAGGAUUGAUCUGUUUACCAUUUGAGAACCAGGGUUUUGAAGAGCGGUGAGGUUUAGAACAUGUGGGUUGAAGAGGAAAUGACAUACUGUAUGCCGAAGUAAGAAGACUAGAGAAUGUGUCAUAAGAUUCAUUUACAGAAUUAAUGGAAUAGACUGAAGACCAGUCGACACCUUCCAGUUUAGACCUGAAUGCUGACAUAGUUGUUGAGUUAAUAAGACGUAAAAAUCUCUUUUGGCGUGGUGGCUCAACAAUCAUUUUCAAGUGGGUAAUUUGAAAAACUGGGAGGUGAUCAGAUAAGUCAGUGUAAAGAAUGCCACUUUUCAUGUUAAGUUCAAGAUUGUAUGUAAAUAUGUUGUCAAUCAGAGUUGCAGUUGAGGAAGUUAUGCGAGUUGGUUUGGAGAUCAAAGGAUAGAGGCUAUUAGAUGUCAUAAGAUUAAUCAACUCAUUUGUAGGUUGAUGAGAAUGAGAGUUGAGGAUGUUGAUAUUAAAAUCACCCAUAAUAUAAGAUAGCUUAUUCUCAAAACUGAUGGCUGACAAGAUAUCUUGAACAGACCUGUUAAAGUCAGUAAGAGAGGCAUCGGGAGGUCUAUAGAGGCAGCCAACAAUGAUAUUUUUACCAUGAGGUCGCAGGAUUUCCACAAAGACUGAUUCGUACAAUGAAUUGUCAGAAGAUUGAAGAUCAAUCCUAGGCUUAAAAUUCAUAUCAGACUGAAUGUAAAGACCAACUCCACUACCUAAUUUAUGUUCUCUUGAAUUGGAGAUAAAAUGGUAGCCAGGAAUAUUAAAGAGAUCAGAAUUAGACUUAUGUAACCAGGUUUCAGAAACGGCAACAACAGAGAACAACAUAUUAAGUGAAAGAAGAUAUUCUGACAGGUCGUCAAAGUGUUUAGGGAGGCUCCGGAUAUUAAUAUGAAAAGCAGAAAAUGCAUCAGGAGGAAAAGGAAUGUUGUUAAAUUAUGAAGAGGUUAGAUAUAUGCAGUUCGAAAGUAAUUCUGAAUUUGCGGUAAAAAAAAUUGGGGUUAGGAUCAAGGUUAGAGUUCAUUAGCAGAUGAGAUGUCUCAGGGUCAUCAAAAAAGGGAUUAAACACUUUUUGCUUAAGAAGUUCAGGAUCAAAAUUUCCUUCAAAAUUAUUAAAAAGUCCAACAAUGCAAAGAAGAAAUCAGUAUCAUCUUCAAAAUGGUUAAAUGGAAAUAGAGUGGCAAGACAAACUGAGCAGAACCAAUCUUCUUUAGUAUUAGAUAAAGCUAUGUAUUCCUCACAUGUAAAAGGAGUGCACUUUAAAUGAGUCCAGUUCUGACAUAUGUCACAUAAAAUGGCUUUGUGACUAUUACGGAUGCUAAAUUUACACACAGUACAUGGGUACUUAAUAGGCAUAGGACUACUACUACUACUACUAGAAUUAAUGCUAUGUCAUUAUUAACAAACAAGUGUCUGAAUAAGUAAGCAAGAAAUACACAAACAAGUAAAUAAUAUGAACUAAUAAAUAAAAGUAAGCAACAAGGCAGCAAUUAUGCAGAGAGCGAAACAAUCAUAAUCUUGAUACCUCAAGAUAUCAACUAGAGUACAUUGCGUGACAAAACAAAGUUAGCUUCUGCAAAGAGUACCUGCGUGACAAAGCAGAGUUAGCUUCAGAAUCAGUGGCUGAUUAGCUGUACUUGUUCACAAUCUCGCGGCAUUUAGAAAGAGUAGUCAUAAUUUAUGCGAAAAUGAUAAGCAAACUUUACACGAUUAUAUCUAAUAUUUAAUGAACUAUGAGAUUCAUUCAUAAUUUUGGUACAGUGAGACAGGCCAUCGCGUGAUACAUAGAGGUUUAACUCACAAUUUUUAUUCAAUUAUCGUGCUUCUUGUGCCUUUGCAAAUAAAUCAAGAAGUGUUACACACUAAAUCUACUUACUAUUAAAAAAAUAUAUCAUUUUUUCAUAGGUUUAAUGCAAGUCAAUAAUUAAGGUGGCUCGAUACAGUUUUUCAGGGUCAAUACCUCCCAAGUUUGAGCAUAAACUACGUCGCGAUAAACAAAGUUUUGAAAAAUUGCCACCACAGUUGUAUUAGAUAAGGAUGAAAAUUUGUUAUGAUCAGGUUUGCAACGGCAUCAGAGUUGUCAUAGCAACGGAAUGACGCUAUUACCUAUUUUACUUGUAGCAGUAUAUCUAGGCACUAGGAACUGUUCUUCGAAAAUCAUUCACGGGAGCUUUUUCCUCCAAUAACAGCCUCGAUGUUCGUGAAGUUUAAGCGAAAUCUGUAAGAGCGUUAUCGAGAUAUUUUGGGAUAAAGUUUUUAUUGUUAGGAACAAAGUAAAAAAAUGGACAAUAUUGUUGUUUGGCCGUUAUCUGUAGCAAAUGAAGCGAUUUUGACAUGCAAUUUCACGUCAUAGUAGUUUCAAUCUUUUUAAAAGCGUGCGUGAAAGAUCAUGGGAGAUAGCUCCAGCCGAUUGCUAGAAAGAAGGGUUUAAUUAGUGUGUAUGGAAGCGCUCUUGUUAGCGGUUUUGUAAACAUUUUCGUCUUCUUUGACAAAUUAGCGAAUAAUUUUUAAACCGCUCGAUAGAUUUUUUUGAAAAUUUAAGAUUCUUGAGAUUAACCUUCCUUUUAUAUGACCUUUUAGUUUCAAGAUUAUUGAUAUAUUGUAAGGCAGUAAAAUAAGGGCUGCAAUUCGUUACUUUUUUAUCAAAAGUUUCGUCAUUACAAGUAGAAGCCUCUAAUUAUUCAAGGCAUUGUCUCCAAGUUUCAUUUUCACGUGAACAGUAGUAACUAACAAUGCAUUUGGAAUAUGCAAAAAUGCUAGCUAUUGUUGUGCACGAAAAUAUGAAACUUGGACACAAUACCUUGAAUAAUUAGAGGCUCACACUUGUAAACACAAAAUUUCUGCCAAAAUAUUAGCGAAUUGUAGCCCUUAUUUUACUGCCUUACAAUAUAUCAAUAAUCUUGAAACUAAAAGGUCAUAUAAAAGGAAGGUUAAUCUCAAGGAUCUUAAAUUUUUUAAAAAAUCUAUCGAGCGGUUUAAAAAUUAUUCGCUAAUUUGUUAAAGUAGACCAAAAUGUUCAAGAAACCGCUAACAAGAGCGCCUCGAUACAUACUAAUCAAAUCCUUCUUUCUAGCAAUCGGCUGGAGCUAUCUCCUUGAUCUUUCACACACGCUUUUGAAAAGAUUCAAACUACUAUGACGUGAUAUUGCAUGUCAAAAGCGCUUCGUUUUCUACAGAUAACAGCCGAACACCAAGAUUGUCCAUUUUUUACCGUAUUUCUAACCACAAAAUCUUACAGAUUACGCUUAAACUUCACGAACAUCGAGGCUGCUAUUGGAGGAAAAAGCUCCCAUGAAUGAUUUUCGAAGAACAGUUCCCAGUGUCGAGAUAUAUUGCUGCAAGUAAAAUAGGUAAUAGCGUUAUUUCGUUGCUAUGACAACUCCGAUGCCGUUGCAACCUUGAUCAUAACAAAUUUUCAUCUUUAUCUAAUACAACUGUGGUGGCAAUUUUUCCAAAACUUUGUUUAUGGCGACGAGUUUUAUGCUCAAACUUGGGAGGUAUUGGCCCUGGAAAACUGUAUCGAGCCACCUUAAACCAACUCGUGACGGGAAUCCCUUCUAUUUUCUCAUACCAAAUUAUCAUAUCUCGGUGAGCAUUCGGAAGUCAGCCAAGCGAGGUCAUUGCACGCGUGCUGAACAAGAAUGCUGUAUAAUGACAGACUAGAAACAAUAGACAACUCCCAAAGCACAAACUCAGCCAAAACGCUAAAACUCUUCAAUGUUUACUCAAGUUUGGGCUUAUAGAAGAUAAUGUCACAGUUUUUCAAUGACCAUGAAAUUCAGGGUCCGGGUAGUAGUUAAUCAAUUGUGGCCCUGAAAAAAUUUGAAGGAAAAAAAACUCCGAAUUUUUAAGAAAAUACUUUUUUCGUGAGAAGGACUCUUACACGCUGACAAGCGUCAACAAAUAGCGAAAACUAUAAUUUCUAUAUAUUUGCUUUGCUCGAAAUCGCGCGCAUUUACAAGGCCCUGAAGCGUUUUGCUGACUUGCAAGGACUCAUCUGUUAUAACGAUGCCCAAAAUACAGGGAUGAAUCUCAUAGUUUAUAAGAUAUAAUCGUGUCAAGUUUGCUUAUCAUUUUCGCAUAAAUUAUGACCUAAAUUUGGAAACCACUGAAUUUCUCGAAUUGGGUCUUUGCCAUUUUGGUGAAACUCUAUUCAGCGCAAGGCACUAAUGCACACUAUGUGUAGCCGAGAGAUUUUCACGAAAAAAUGCCGGCCACAGCAGAUUUUCGACUCAGACCUCAAAGGGGCGUGGCAUUAUAACCACGUGACAUUUACUCCGAUCGCCCAAAAUUUUAUGUUAUAUUGUACAUUGAUCUAUAUGUUAUCCAUUCUAUGUGUUAGUCUUACGAUAAAAGUAAAGGUGGGGAUACCAGAGAGCUUCCAAGUAGGAUGGUACCCCCUCACCUUAAGGCAACGGAAAAAUAGACAUUUCAGUAUUUUGAAUUCGAGCGCGCCUAACCAAAAUAAUAAAACUGGUAGAACAUCGCGUCGCCGUCUUUUCGAAAACUUUUUACCUUCUACGCCAACAGAAAUAACCUUCGAGAUCUCCCUUAAUCUCGCAAGAAGUUAAGUGUGAUUGUGCCGACUGUUUUACUUUUAGCUGAAAAAAUUAACAGAUAAAAGCUAUUUUUUAAGUUACUGUCUGCAUUUGUCCCACACGUGAAAAAUUUGCAUACUGGAAAAACAAGCAACGGAAGUAAUUUUGGUUGGCUGAUUCAGCAAAUGUCAAUCAAUCAAAAAAGUGGGCAGCAGACGUUUCGUAGAAGGUUGGCAUCAGGCUCUCUUUUCGUUUCGUCAUGCCCGCCGGAAUGUUAUUUACAAAGCGAAACGAAAAUAGAGCCUGAUCUCAGGUUAGUCUUUCUUCUUCGCUUAACAGAAGAAUCAAAUUCGACGCAAUCCGUUUGCCUCGUCACUUACGCAUACUCUUAUAAUUAGGAGAUGCUGUGGAGACUGCUGGGUGUCAAUUGACGUCACAUCUCGCCAGGCUGGAGCGUUCGGAAAAUAACUAAGGUCUAUUCGAUAAAACAAGGAUAAGUUCCUUCCUCAGAGGUUUCGUUUUUUACAACAAAACUAAGAGUAAAGUGCAUGUUUGCAGGUAAUGGGUACGAAAAUAACUAAAGGUCCUUUUAGUAUACAGAAAAGUUGACCCAGGAAAGAGGGUCACCUUCCCAGCCGGGUGAACUUCAGGGAGCGUUUAUGUGACAAAAAAGCUGACCCUUUUCCCAAGCCAACUGCGCUCGCGCAUGCUCUGAUUGUCUCGCUUUGACCGACAUGACUGAGCUGACCCUGCUGGGCGAGUGUUUAUGGACAAAAAGUUUGCCUAGGAGGGUGUCUCUAGUAUCGAAAAAGGGUGAACCGGCUAGGCGGGUCAGCCUUCUAGCCGAGCUAAAUUUUUAUUCGCAUGUAAACGGUUCGCCACGUUUUGUAAGGAAAUGUGGGUGAAGUUGGCUCGCUUAGGGUAGCUCCGGAAGGUAAGUAACCCUUUUACUGAGGCAAGUUAACGGGGUCUAAAAUGUAAUGUUCCACUUUCUUCACCAUGCGUACAUUGCACCAUAAAUGUUCACCCUACAUUAGGCGUUUGAACAUUAAAGACUUUAAUAGGGAGAUGUUAGGCGUACAUAGUGUGUCAUAGUCAGGGAUGGUUAUCAAAUUUGAUGACCACGUUACGUCACAGUGGAAUCUCGAUAAGAUGAAGUCCUGUCUCGACUUCUCACUGCACAAUAAUGUUUCCUCGCUCUUAACAUUUGAAAUAUCACACAAUAACUUAUAUUUAAGUUACAUUUCACUUGCAAUUUCAUUAGUUUGCAGAGUCACACAAAGAGGUCAGAUGCAUGUUAGACAUUUGAGAGAACUUGCAACCAAGAUUUCGGGCUUACAACAGGAAAAUUCUGAUCUGGCGAAGAAUCUUGAGUGCAAAAUUCAAAAUCUUUGCAAGUCGAUAUUUCGGGACUGCUGCAUCGAGUUGGAACAUCUCUCGGACAAGAUAGAACGAGCGGCCUCUUCUAUAAACCAUAUUGAUUAUCUGGAAAAGCAUGGUGCCUUAACCAAAGAUGUUGCGCUAAUUUAUAAACGGAUAUGCUCUUCGGCGACUGGAGUGCCUCAAUUCAUAAUUGAAAAUUUUCUUUCAGUAGUUCCACAACUGAUUCAAACCAUGAAAGAAGUGUAUGUUCAUGAAGAGAUCUCACAAGUUCAAAAUGGCCUAAGAGGCCUUCCAGAUAAAGAUUUGGAACAUUUUGUGUCAAAUGUUCGAUAUGCUGAGAGGAAAAACAAAGUUUGGCCGUUAGUAGGUCAGAUGUGCAAAGUUCUUGAAGAUUUGUGUCUUCAAAAUUGUGGAAAGAAGUCUACCGCUGAAAUUGAAAAGUGGGCCAACGGCUUAGCUCUUCUUUCCAUGCUGGAAUUUCUCAAGCCUUUCUUCCAGCAAUGCCCCCAAGAUAUUAGGUUGCACACGAGGUUAGAGCUGUUUUCAUGCAAUCUCAGAAACAUCAUGUUAGGAUUGAUGGAUGUUGCAGAGGAAGCGUUCGUGCGAGAUCUUUCUGAUGUGGUUCUUAGCCUAAUUGCAUUUGCUAAAUUUGAGCCAUCGAAGCUGGUUAGGUUUGAACUCUUCGACAUAACAGGUGCGCUUCUGGACUGUAACGCGAUUGAGAAUUUGAAGUACGACAGGCAUCACGACUCUUACUCUCAGCAUUUUUAUAUAAGGAACGAAUCGGAUGGCGAGCUACAGGUUCAUGCCCUUGCAUGUGUCCUCAUCGAUGGCCUUAUUUGUAAAAUUGGAGCCUUUCAGUCAGUGGUUUUGCUUCAUCCUUCUGGGGAAUCUGUGUUUGACAAAUGCAUGACGCGUUUUUGUGGGGUCGCCGUGGCAAGGCAGAAAGACAAAGAUUCAGAAAAUUUUCGGAUGGCACUUUGUUCAACCCAAAAGGAGAAACUUUCUGACGCACUAGACGUACUACGGGGAGAAUUGAGUGAAGACUUGAUAGAUUUCAAGAAAUCGGUAAUCACUCCUUGCCACCUUACAAUGCGCUCUGUUCCUGGGAGGAGGGAUGCAGUUUUGAGUCUCCGCCUGGUGUACAAGUGGGGAUCCGAGGCAGUCUCUGUAGACAGCAGUGAUUUUUUACCUUUUGCAGAUUCCACCGCUGAUGGCGCCUGGAUACCAGAAGUACAAAUUAAGGGUAAUAUUUUUUUAUAUAUAUCUAAAGGACAAUGUACAUUCAUAGACAUAUGCUGUAGGCGGACUUUGUAGAGCUUCUGGUAAAACUACGCUAAAUGUUCGUCAUAGUACAAUGUUGCAUCUUUUCUGGCUUUGCAAUUGCUAAUUAAACAGGUCGCCUUUUCCUUCUUAAAGGUUGAUUGGUAAACAGUUCUAGGGAUGAUAUUUCCUAGAGUGGAUUCAUUUUUAAGCUUCAAGGAGCUAUGUCACGAUUUUUAUCUAAUAAUUAAAACCCCAGCAAAAACAAACUGGAAAAAAAAUAACCUUGAAAUAAUGACUCAGUUUUAAAAUUAUUGUACAUUUAUACCUCAACUAGAAGUGUAUGUCUUUGGCUUUUAAUGGCCAGGAUGGAAAAGGAUCGCAACUUGAAAAAAUUGGGCAACCUCACCCUUUCCAAGUUAAGCUUGACUAAUGAACAAAAAAACGAUCAUGCUUUGUUUUCCCUUUGACUGAAUCAUUUAAUGUCUAUCUUAAGAGAAAAGAUGACUGAGAAUACUUAGUAAUAUUUUCAGCUCAGUUUAGACCAACUCGCCAUGACAGAACCCCUUUAAUUUUAACCAAUUCACAUUCUCCAGACUGAUCCCAUACAUUUUCUUAAAGAAAAAGUUGAGAGAAUUUGAUAAAAGAUUAAACUAUUUUCUCCUUGUUGAUCAUUUUAUUCAUCCUCAUGGCCUUUUUUCUAGCUGAUAUAUUGAUUUUUAGGUGAAAAUUGAUGUUUGCUCACUUUUGGGACUUCACGGCUUGAAUGCAUUGCAAAUUUCAUUGGGCUAUACGUUUAUGUUUCACAUGAAUCCACCCGGAAUUUUCUGAUUGGAAAUCGGUGUGCUGUGCCUGAUACAGUUCUUACAUGUACACGCUUCUUUAAGGUAUAAAGAAGUUAUAGUAAGAAGGAUUGCUUCUUUGCUUUUUAUCAGGUUUGACAGGUCCAGAUGAACUGGCUCAAGAGGCACGCUCAGCUCUCGCUCAGGCCAGCGGUGUUGGAAAUACCUUUCCCUUGGAUACUUUUGAUACACAGGGGAUGCGAAAGCACACAGUAAUAAAUUGCGAGAAAAUAGGUGAGAAUUGUCAAAGGAAUCGUUUAUGUGUAAUCAAGGAUUAUGCUGAAGACUUGCUACAUUUCGCUUUAGCACGAUUCCUCUAUCCAUGGCGAUGGAAUUCCUGAAGAACUUAAAUAAAGCUCUCUUCAUAUAAUCACUCAAAAGUCUUUGCACGCCGCCCUGAUUUUGUAGCUAAGUGAAGAAAAAUAACUUCCAUUGCAUGCAGUUAAUUUUCACGUCCUUUUUCUUCUGUGAGGGUAUAUUUUCUCCUUUCAAGACAUAUAACAUUUUUAGAAAAACAAACAAGCGUGCAGUUGCAAAGCAGUUAGUUGAACGUAGCCGAAAUGAUUUCGACACCGAGGGAUUUACAGACAACGCGUGUAGCUCGGGUUGGUUGAAAAAUGGUUAACUUUUACCUACAUGCACCAGUCGUUACCCUCAUAAAUUUCAAGCAAAACUUUCCCGUCUGGAAAUGUGUGACUGAGGCUUAAUAUAUCAAGUAUUGCUUGCUCUGAAUUUUCAGAGACCAGGUUAUGACCAGUUACGUUAACCCAAAAUAACAAUGCAAGAUAUUAAAAAAGAAAGAACCAUGCCUCGGAAAAAAACAAUUGAUCCGGUUGACAAGCAUUACCUGGCCUUCGAGUACGGAGCUGGAGAAGGCUUGGGAUUUAGGUAACAAGGCAGGUUUUUAUGUUUUUAAAAGGGAGGGAUGUCAAACUUAUAACCGCAAGAUGGGCAGCCUCAUUGACGUGUUUUUUUGCCUACUAGCACUCUAUUGCAUUUUAGGAGUCGAAUAAUUCAGUCAGCAUCCUCGGAGACCCAGGGGCUGUCAAUCGGCUCGGGAAAAACGGAGGCAAAAACCCAACUGCCCCCCUCCUCGCCGGGUCUCCGACAAUACUUAGCCACUUGUUAGUGUGAUUGGUAGAAAACACAGCCCACUAAGCUUAAUUAACGGCUAAACAGAUACAGUGGAGCCUCAAUAAACGAAACCCUAUAUAACGAAGUCCUCGGUAUGACGAACGAUUUUCUUUACCCCAUUAACAGUAAAAUAUAUGAAUAAGAACCUCGAAGUAAGGAAUCCUCGUUACAGCGAACAAAUUUUGCCAUUCCAAUGGCCAUUCCUUAUAUCGAGGUUCCACUGUAGUACUAGCUGAUACAUCUUGUCACUUUUAUUUCUUGUUCCAGAGUACCACUUUCACAAAACCGACAACUACAUGAAAGGCCACGUUUGUGUCGUUGGAGACCAAACCACCUUGAACGACCAGUCAUCCAGUCAACGGUAUAAGCUGCUUGCAUAAUUAAAAGUACCAUGUGAAAGUACUGUUGAAAAGGCUUCAUUUGACUGGUAGUACCUCAGGAUUUUAUCCACAGACUCAAAAGUUAGAACUACAUACUAAAUAAAUAGUACCAUGUGAAAGUACACUGAAGAGGCUUCAUUUGAAUGGUCGCAACGUACGAUUUGGUCCGCAAACUAAAAAGUCACGACUAUGUUACAUGUUUCUUUCCGACGCAUAACUAUAAAUAGCACAUCUGAACAUUUUUCAGUGUGAGUGAAAAUAAAAAUAAAACCUUUUUCAUGUUUUGUUUAUUUUUAGGGCUCUUCAAGAAGGAACGGCAUCUGAUCCAAUGAGGCAUAUUACCGAUGGGCGAAGAUAAACAAAACGAAAAAAACUGUUUUAGAACCCUGAAAGGUCGAUCUUCAUUGGAAAAACCACAGGGUUGGAUUUUAUCCGCAGCAUUAUAUACAGCACAACAAGAUAGCACGACUGAAGAGGUCCCUUUUGAAUUGUCAAGCCUUUUUCAUCCAUAGGAUCAUAAGUUUAAAAAUUCGUGCACAACUUUAAUUAUAGACAGUACCACAGAAAAUUACUGUUAAGCAGCUUUCAUCUGAAUUGUCUAACUUCGGUGUUUCGUACACUGUUCGAACCACCUUGUACAGCAUAGUAAACAGCACCAUAGGAAAGUACAUCUCAGUAACUUUCAUUUGAAUGGCUACACCUAGCAAGUAGCGAUUUCAUUUAGAAACUCAGACGUUAGGUACAGGUUUGGGUUUUGCUUUAGGAAAGCAG